This is a messenger RNA of Zootermopsis nevadensis, 564 nucleotides long. Lineage: Eukaryota; Metazoa; Arthropoda; Insecta; Blattodea; Termopsidae. The record is from RefSeq and is a predicted model, not a curated record.
AUGACGGAGUGCCGCGUGUCAGCGGAGGUAGGCGACAGCCCGUUCUUGGUUAAGUCGCACUACACCUUCCAGACGGAAUCUGAUCUGCACCUUGUGAUGGACUUUCUGAAUGGUGGAGACUUACAUGACCUUCUGGACCAUGAACAGAAACUUCCAGAGGACGAUGUUAAAUUCUACACAUCGAAGAUCGUCCUCGGUAUCGAACACCUGCACAAAUUCGGUACCACGAACGUGAUUAUCAACGUAGAUGACAACCUUAUCGACAAUAUGAUCGGGAAGCCUUCCGUGAUUGUAGCCCUCGGGAUCCAGAACCUAUGGAAGAAGCAACUCAGGACCAAAUCAGAGACCUCAAAUGGAUCCGCAGGCUUCACCCCCCCAAGAACCGGAAAGACCUUCUUGGCCGAGGCUAUUGCUGCAGAGGCAGAAGAUUCCAAAUUUUUCUGUAUUAGAUCGUCAGACCUGACGUCCAACUCAGUUGCACACUCAGAUACACUUGUCACAGGGUUAUUUGAAGAUGCAAGACAGCAUAGACCAAGUGUCAUUUUCUUUAAUGAAGUGGGUUGA